Molecule: messenger RNA, 2407 nt
Organism: Gambusia affinis (western mosquitofish)
Lineage: Eukaryota; Metazoa; Chordata; Actinopteri; Cyprinodontiformes; Poeciliidae
Gene: lmo3
Product: LIM domain only 3
Exons: 4
Coding region: 1322-2125 (267 amino acids)
Biological process (GO): positive regulation of transcription by RNA polymerase II
Cellular component (GO): nucleus
Molecular function (GO): DNA-binding transcription factor binding; transcription coactivator activity
Source: RefSeq, a predicted model, not a curated record
CUUGACCAGGAACUGUCUUCAUCAUCCAUUUCCCCAGAAAGAAUUUAAGGUUUAGUGACCUAUUGGAACACAGAGAAGAGCUGGGGUCAUGAACAUUUUUAGCCUACAAAACAUACCUCUCUCUCUCUUUCUCUCUGAGUGGCUGGCAGGAUGCUAGCGUUACCAAUUGAUGUCGCCUUCUGUCUCCGUCUUCCAUUCACAAAGAGGAUGACUUGGCUAAUUGAGGGUGGAAGGGAAACGGGAGAGGUGUGGGAGCCCACUAUCCACACACACACACACACCUCAGCAAAUUGCAUGAUUACCGAGAUAGGCAGUCUUAAAAUAAUUCAAUCCAUGACAAAACCUAAUUACUGGCAGGUAAUACCCUGUCAGCUUUAAUGCAUGUCAUCACUCAUCACAGCACGCAGAGAGCAUUUUAUGACCCAUCUUAUUACCGCUGCAGUUUAGGCUCAAGCCGCAUGCCAACUAUUGACUUGUGUCUCCUCCUACUGCCGUCUCCUCCUCCUCUGUGCUGGAGCAUUAAGAGAACAACCAGCAUUUAUCAGGGCAUUAGAACACCAUGGGUGUGCAAAAGGAAGCUAGGAGGCUAUUGAGGUGGGUGAGUGCCUCUGCACUGGCUUUAUAGUCAAAACUGGGCCUCUAAUGGAUGAGAAAUAGCAGAUUUGUUUUAAGAAAGCAAAGAACUACUCAAUUCUCUAUCUCCAUGAAUGAAGAACGAUGAUCUCAGAAUGAAGUGAUAUAGAUAAGUAGACCAGUUGGAAUGGAUAAGUUUGACAUAAUUUUGUCAUCAGUUGUUUUUGUGGAAAAACAACUGGGAUGAUUUUAUUAGACUAGAAGUCCCACUUUCUGAGAAGCCCUUUAAAAAGCACAUAGCAAUGUGUACAGCAGUUGUAUGACCCGCUUUUCAUGUCCAGCCUAAACAGAAAAGACUUUGGUUCCAACACUUUUAGGUUCAUUGUUGAUCUUUGCAUGAUCCUGAAAAUGUUCAGGUAAUCCUUUCAGGAGUUUGAAAAUUUGCUGGAGACAGAGUAGUCUUCAUUGUUUCAGUAAGAGGCCUCAAUACUUCGUCACCCGUCCUGUUCAUGUUCAGUUGACUAAUUCAAUGGUGACUGAAAAAAAGAAAAGUUGCUUUAAAUUAAAAUAUCCAGCUUCCUAAUUCAAGGAAGCGUAGCCUGUGUGCAAAUGAGAACAAAGUAUUAAAAGAUGAGGAUUGGGUUGGGGAGAUCCAGCCUGCCUCCCUGCCUUGUGGCGCGUUGAAAGCGCCGAUUGGCGAAGCGGCGUGCAGCAGGAGCCGCUGUGAUUAGGCUGGCUGCCGGAUCAGAUGGUCUCUGCAUCGCAGGGGGUGGGGGGAAGCAUCUCUUUGUCAUCCUGUCAUUUGCGGCCAGCACCUCUCUGCGCACAGGCUGCAUCUGCGAUCAGUGAUAAACGUGCUCUCACACGCCAUGUGAGCGUAGAGCAGCGGCAGCUUCGCCUCCAGCUCCUCCGCCUGCUGUUCCGUCGGCCGCUGCUUGCCUCUCUUCGCCUCUCCUCUCUCUCCGCCGCCGUGCUGGAUUGUUCUGUGUCUAACAAAGCCCGGUCUCAGGCUGCUCGCAGACAGCUGCUCUCGGAACUCGGUGGCUUCGGGUUGAAUGGUGGUGCUCCAGUGGCUCAGCAAAUGCAGAAAAGGGAGCAAAGUUUCGGUAUACAAAUGCUCACUGUCCAGCCGGACGCAAAGCCAAAAGGCUGUGCCGGCUGCAACCGGAAGAUCAAGGACCGCUACCUGCUGAAGGCUCUUGAUAAAUAUUGGCAUGAGGAUUGCCUGAAGUGUGCCUGCUGUGACUGCAGGCUGGGCGAGGUCGGCUCUACGCUCUACACCAAAGCCAACCUCAUCCUGUGCCGGAGAGACUACCUCCGGUUGUUUGGUGUAACAGGAAACUGCGCAGCCUGCAGCAAGCUGAUUCCAGCCUUCGAGAUGGUGAUGAGGGCAAAAGAAAAUGUCUAUCACCUGGACUGCUUUGCGUGCCAGCUCUGCAAUCAAAGGUUUUGUGUGGGAGACAAAUUUUUCCUGAAGAACAACAUGAUUCUCUGCCAGACUGAUUAUGAGGAGGGGCUGAUGAAGGAGGGCUAUGCUCCACAAGUCCGCUGAUCAUCCAAUCAGAGGAGGAGGAAGAGCAGAAGUGAAAUGAAGAGACUGAAGGAGAGCAUGCAAUCACACAACAAAAUGCACUAUUGCCUCCUGUCCAGGUUCUGUACCCAACAUGUACAUAAACUGGGACUCACUCUACUGUACAGAAUGGCCAUAAAGACAAUGUGGCAAAAAAAAAAAAAAGGCUGGUGUAAAUUCACAUGUUUGUAUAUUUCAUUAUUUCUCUCUGACGGAUGCUGGCUCUCUUUACCUGACAAAGAAUAAAUUAACUUUGCCCUGAGA